CCUAGUGGCCAUGUGUUGAACAGUGUUUCCUGUUGUGGAUAUAAUUAUAAGUGACUCAUGUUCACAUUUCCAUAUCCAUGGAUUCACUGGCUAAAACUUCAAAUGGAAAGAGUAGAAAUAUCGUUAUUAAUUCUGUAUUAUUUCAUUUGAAAUUAUAUCUAAAACAAUCUCAGAGAUAUACAUCAUAUUUUUUCCUAUAUAGCACGUGAUUACAUUUUCUCUAUGCAUGUUGGACCACAAGCCAAAGGUUAUCUACCCUGUUGACAUUGACUGUCUCAAAUUCAUUAAUUCUCCGUUAAUAGGAACCAGUGGCAUCUACAGUUACUUUGAUAUAGUGAGAGAAAAAGACAUUCUUGCAGAAAAAAAUGAUACAAAAUAACAAAAGAAACUCAACAUCCAUAAUCUAAAUAUAUGCCCUGACCAGAGCAUGAUCUCACCGAUAUAGUAUUACAACCCUGUUGCCUCACAAACUUUAUUCCACAGAUCUAAUCUGUGUCAGUGGCUUUAGUACUUCUUGAUUUUCAUUGAGUGCCAGUAAAUAAAGAAGUUGAAUAGGUGUCGACCGUGUUGCGGUUACACUGCCCUUCCCUCAUUGGUGUUGAUAUAAAUAGACCUUUUCAAUAGAGCCUGCAGAGAAGGGGAAGAAAAAUGCUUCUUUGUUUGAAGAGAUAAAGCGCCCUCAUGGCUGCUUUAUGAUUAAAUGUAAACACCUUGGCACAGACACGCACUCAUACACACCCACGCACGCACAGAACGCUCUCAGGUAAAUAUUUCAACCCCAUUCUUCCUGCUAUGGGUUAAUUGUUAGAACUAUAGCUGUGAUGUUUUAAUCAAAAUAUGUACUUGAUCACAAUCUAUACAAAAACAUUUAGUAAAUAGAGGGAGUCAAGAGAGCCUGCAUUAUUGGUUGCAUGGUUGUUGUUUUUGAUUUAUAGUUUACUUUUGACAGAAGUUUGACCAUGUUAAUGUGUGCAAUGGAAAGAAAUCUAGAAGCGGAGAACGUUUAGGCACUGUGGUUUCUAGCACUCGAGCAAUGCUUAGUCACCUAGAGGAAACCCCACACAAGCACACACACAUCUAUACACACGCACACACAUGCACACAAAAACUGUCUAGUUAUAUAAAUGUACGGUCUAGUUCAGUGAGUGUAGACAGCGGUUUUACAGUAUAUGCCAUUGUGUAGGCAAGGGAUACGGAUAGAUAUAAUCUGUGCAUCUUUAUUGCAUUGUGACCAUAAUCUUUUAAUCUACCCAUCCAGGCAAGAUCACCGCUGUAUUCACACUCAGCGAACCUGAAAGGGGAACUUCAGGAGUCAAUCCGUUGAUAUUUAAAACAUCUCCCUGGAUAAUGACAUCAACCAGCACUUCCAGGAUGCAAUUGAUGUGAUUCAACGGCACUCUGACGAUCCGUAUUGUGAUACAGAGUAUAAGUACUUUGAGCCUCCAAUGCGAUCGAGCAUAAUGUGCUGCUACCCCAUCACCCACCCUUCUGAUGUGCCAGGUCCAUAUGACUGGAAUGAGCAGACGUCAUGGCCUCAUGUUGUUCCUUACGGCUCACUGGGUCCAUCUGUGACCAUGGACUACCCCCAGUUCUACUCCAUCGCACCGCCACCGAGGAGCGGCAAAGGUCGCAAGAAGCUGCGUCUUUAUGAGUACCUGCAUGAGGCUCUGGGCGAUCCCAACACGGCUGACUCCAUCCAGUGGACCGACCGUGGUAGCGGCACCUUCCACUUCAUCUCCAAGAACAAAGAGAAGUUGGCCGAGUGCUGGGGCAAGCGCAAGGGCAACCGCAAGACCAUGACCUAUCAGAAGAUGGCACGGGCGCUGCGCAACUACAGCCGAACGGGCGAGAUCGUAAAGGUGCGCCGCAAACUCACCUACCAGUUCAACCCAUCGAUCAUCCAGAGGCUUGGGGGCAUCAGUCACGUCAUUCCCCCCGCCGGGCACCCCGGGGCUGGCCACCCUGGGCGGGAGGUACUCCUCCACCAGCAGCAUGCCCCAUCUGAACAGGCUUACUAUGGCUCUGCUGCUGCACCUGACUGGCACAACUGGUAUGGACAUUACUCCCUCCAGGGAGACUGUGAUCUUGCCACAAGCUUCACUUCAUCCACAGUCACCAAGGCGUGAACUCAGGUAAUGUCACUGGAAAAUAACAGAGGUUAAAAGCUGCUUUAGCUAGCUGUCAAUUCAUAUGGCUACUCCUGCAUACUUCUGAAGGGGCCUACAACUGGGCCUUGUUAUGCAGCCAUUGUGUUAUGGGUGUCAGGAAACGUAACGAAACAUAAAGAAAAUGUAAAAAUGUUUACUCUCCGUUAGUUAUGCCAUUUAAAAGAAAAUGACCAUUGAUCAGGUAUUGUGGAUCAUUGAAUAUGUAAAUAAUGAAAAUAUAUCAACUUUUUUUAACCUAUGAGAACUGUGAACCAGUUACAAGCAUUCGGUGUUUGUACUGUACAUGUAAAGGGAAAUAACUACAACGUUGGAUUCAAAUAAGAACAUGUAUUACUGCAUGUCAUUUUGUAAAUAAUGAAUUGAAAUCCUUUGUAUCUCACACACAUUGAUGUAUUUUAAUAAAUCAUUUUUGUUUAA
Molecule: messenger RNA, 2585 nt
Organism: Oncorhynchus keta (chum salmon)
Lineage: Eukaryota; Metazoa; Chordata; Actinopteri; Salmoniformes; Salmonidae
Product: transcription factor Spi-C-like
Exons: 5
Coding region: 1446-2126 (226 amino acids)
Biological process (GO): cell differentiation; regulation of transcription by RNA polymerase II
Cellular component (GO): nucleus
Molecular function (GO): sequence-specific DNA binding; DNA-binding transcription factor activity, RNA polymerase II-specific
Source: RefSeq, a predicted model, not a curated record